Dama dama (fallow deer) is the source of this 1605-nucleotide messenger RNA. RefSeq names its product WD repeat domain 74 (gene WDR74). The transcript is spliced from 13 exons. Bases 406 to 1563 code for a protein of 385 amino acids. The record is from RefSeq and is a predicted model, not a curated record. Gene Ontology annotation, biological process: ribosomal large subunit biogenesis. Lineage: Eukaryota; Metazoa; Chordata; Mammalia; Artiodactyla; Cervidae. Gene Ontology annotation, cellular component: nucleolus; preribosome, large subunit precursor. Gene Ontology annotation, molecular function: protein binding.
UUUGGCUAAGAUCAAGUGUAGUAUCUGUUCUUAUCAGUUUAAUAUCUGAUACGUCCUCUAUCCGAGGACAAUAUAUUAAAUGGAUUUUUGGAAUUAGGAGUUGGAAUAGGAGCUUGCUCCGUCCACUCCACGCAUCGACCUGGUAUUGCAGUACUUCCAGGAACGGUGCACCCCUCUUUCGAGGGGAAUAAAUCUUUGUCUCAAAAAAAAGAAUCGCUUGGGCAGACGAGCCUGGCUGGGUUUAAGUCCACAGAGUCGCCAAAGCCGUCGGGUCCGACUUAGCAACUAUAAAUAGCUACAAUUUUAAGAAUGGUGACAUGCUUAGUAGUCUUCUUUAUAACGGGCUCACGCUGGUGACGCAGGCGCUGCGCCGGAAGUGUGAGCCUUGGGUUCCCGAGCUCGGCUAUGGCGGCUGCGGCUGCACGCUGGAACCAUGUGUGGGUUGGUACCGACACUGGCAUCCUGAAAGGAGUGAACCUUCAGCGCAAACAGGCGGCGAACUUCACGGCGUCAGGACAGCCGCGGCGCGAAGAGGCGGUGAGCGCCCUGUGUUGGGGUGCGGGCGGCGAGACACAGAUCCUGGUGGGCUGUGCCGAUGGGACAGUGAAGCACUUCAGCACCGAGGAAGGCAGGUUCCAGGGCCAGAGGCAAUGUCCUGGAGGGGAGGGCACGUUCCGAGGCCUCGCCCAGGUUGACGGCACCCUCAUCACAUGUGUGGAUUCUGGGAUUCUUCGAGUCUGGCAUGACAAGGACAAGGAGGCAUCCUCUGACCCACUCCUGGAACUGAGAGUGGGCCCUGGGGUAUGUAGGAUGCGCCAAGACCCAGCACGCCCCCACAUCGUUGCCACAGGUGGGAAGGAGAAUGCUCUGAAGGUGUGGGACCUGCAGGGAUCUGAGGAGCCUUUGUUCAGGGCCAAGAAUGUACGGAAUGAUUGGCUCGACCUGCGGGUUCCCAUCUGGGACCAGGACAUACAAUUCCUCCCAGAGUCACAGAAGCUUGUCACCUGUACAGGGUACCACCAGGUCCGUGUCUAUGAUCCAGCCUCCCCUCAGCGCAGGCCAGUCCUUGAGGCCACCUACGGAGAGUACCCACUGACAGCCAUGACCCUGACUCCUGAGGGCAAUUCAGUGAUUGUGGGGAAUACUCAUGGGCAGCUGGCAGAAAUUGACCUUCGACAAGGGCGCCUGCUGGGCUGUCUAAAGGGACUGGCGGGCAGCGUCCGAGGGCUGCAGUGCCACCCUUCAAAGCCUCUACUAGCCUCCUGUGGUUUGGACAGAGUCUUGAGGAUACACAGGAUCCGGAAUCCACGGGGCCUAGAGCAUAAGGUUUAUCUCAAAUCUCAACUGAACUGCCUUCUCCUGUCAGGCAGGGAUAACUGGGAGGAUGAACCGCAAGAGCCUCAAGAGCCCAACAAGGUGCCCUCAGAAGACACAGAGACAGAUGAACUUUGGGCCUCCUUGGAGGCAGCUGCCAAGCGGAAGCUCCCCAAUUGGGAGCAGACCCAAGGCGCUCUCCAAGCCAGACGGAGAAAGAAGAAACGGCCUGGGUCCACCAGCUCCUGAAGAGCUUGUGCUCACUUUGUAAAUAAACACCUUAAAAACGUA